Messenger RNA from Lotus japonicus, 815 nucleotides. RefSeq lists its product as uncharacterized. NCBI's taxonomy places the organism in Eukaryota, Viridiplantae, Streptophyta, Magnoliopsida, Fabales, Fabaceae. The record is from RefSeq and is a predicted model, not a curated record. Gene Ontology annotation, cellular component: endoplasmic reticulum; membrane; nuclear envelope. Gene Ontology annotation, molecular function: glutathione transferase activity; glutathione peroxidase activity. The transcript is spliced from 4 exons. The coding region runs from base 81 to 533 and encodes 150 amino acids.
AUAAAAUUACAUCAAACCGUAACCACUGCUUCAUUGCUCUCAUCAGAUUCACACCAAACAAACCAACCCAUCAUUCAAAAAUGGUCACAGUCAUGGAAUCACUUCCCAAAGGCUACGGCUUUGUAGCCAUUGUUCUUGUUCUCUACUGCUUCCUCAAUUUCUUCAUGAGCUUUCAAGUGGGCAAGGCUCGCAAGAAGUAUAAGGUGUUUUAUCCCACCCUUUAUGCUUUGGAGUCUGAAAACAAAGAUGCCAAGCUCUUUAACUGUGUUCAGAGAGGGCACCAGAACUCUUUGGAAAUGGCACCCAUCUUCUUCAUGCUAAUGAUUCUAGGAGGGUUGAAGCACCCUUCCACUUGUGCUGCCCUUGGACUACUUUAUACCGUUUCUAGAUAUUUCUACUUCACAGGCUAUUCCACUGGCCAACCCGAGAACCGUCUCAAGAUUGGGAAAUAUAACUUUGUGGCGAUAUUGGGGCUUAUGCUGUGCACACUUUCAUUUGGAUGGACUCUCCUCAAUCAGCCUGCUAGCCACUGAUUUGGUUGUUGCUUUAACCUUUCUUUUUGUCAGACCCUUUUGACAAUUUGGUGUUUGGUGAAUUAUUAAAUAAAAUAGCCAAAGACUAGGAAAUGUAGUUUCAAAAUGUGUUCUCAGUUCUCACUGUUCGAUUUUCUGGAAUCUGGAUAGACUUUUUAUAUUACAAUAAGGACAAGUUUUGAGUUUCAAAGAGGGCUUUGGAUAUGGAUCCCAAUAAUUUGCCAUGCUGACGCAGCUUAAGUUACAUUCAAUUAAAUCAAUUUCAUUCAGUGUUCCAUUUUA